GGUGCUCUCAUUGUCUGCAAAGCAAACGUCAAAUUUGAAUUGUCAGUGUCAGCUGACGUUUGAAAUUACCACAUUAAAUCACAGCUUUAUCUCGCAAAAGUAAUAUCGGUAACAUGGGGCUGUUAACAGUUCUCAAAAAGUUAAAGCAGAAGGAAAAGGAAGUUAGAAUAUUGAUGCUGGGAUUGGACAAUGCAGGGAAAACUACGAUACUGAAAAGAAUAAUCGGAGAACCAAUAGACACAAUUUCUCCCACACUUGGAUUCAAUAUCAAAACACUGGAGCACCGAGGCUACAAACUGAAUAUAUGGGACGUCGGAGGGCAAAAAUCCCUCCGUUCUUAUUGGCGUAAUUAUUUUGAAUGCACGGAUGGUUUGAUAUGGGUUGUCGACAGCGCCGAUAAGAGACGCUUAGAAGACUGCAAGGCUGAGCUGGUGAAACUUCUACAAGAAGAGAGACUGGAAGGUGCCAGUCUGCUGAUAUUCGCCAACAAACAGGAUCUUCCGGGAGCUCUUUCAGCUCCUGAAAUUGCCGAAGUGCUCGACUUGUCGUCUAUAAAAUCCCAUCAUUGGCAGAUCUACAAAUGCUCAGCUGUCACGGCCGAAAAUUUGCUUGAAGGAAUAAACUGGAUAAUCGAUGACAUUGCAGCUCGGAUAUUCUACCUUGAUUAAUACCACAUUAUGGUCAUAGCAUUUAGAUAUCUGUAUUUAUUGUGAGAAAAUUUUUUCAUAUAUUCUGAUGAAAAAUUCACCGGCUGAAACAAUUAGUCAAAGAGAACAAGAAAAAUAUAACGGAAUUGCAAAAUUUUUCCGUUUGUAAUUUGUAAUAUUAUUACGAUACAUUAAUUGAUCUCUGAUAUGGCUUAAUAAGUAUAUCUAUCAAAAAUGGAUGAUAUGUUUAUAAUAUUUUUUUUGUUACCAAACAUACAGCCAUGUCAUGCUCGACCUUUUAUUACUUUACGAUUGCAAUCAAUUUUGGAGGGCUGUUCGUUUGAACAUCACUGUUAUAAUUAUCUGUAAGUACGUUUUUUACAAGCUCUCCACAAAACUGUAUAAAUUAAAGGUACGCAAUAUACGCAAGAUCGAUUUUUACGUUUAUAGGCUUAGUCUUAGUAUGGACUGACUAGGCAUAACACUGCUAGCUUUUGUAUUAUGCUUACACUAUUCCAAUUUUUCCGUGUAUUAAUUCGAUUUAAAUAAUAAUACUUACAAUUUUUUACUGCAAAGAUUCUUUCUC
Molecule: messenger RNA, 1233 nt
Organism: Neodiprion fabricii
Lineage: Eukaryota; Metazoa; Arthropoda; Insecta; Hymenoptera; Diprionidae
Gene: Arl2
Product: ADP-ribosylation factor-like protein 2
Exons: 2
Coding region: 114-668 (184 amino acids)
Biological process (GO): protein folding
Cellular component (GO): microtubule cytoskeleton; cytoplasm
Molecular function (GO): GTP binding; GTPase activity
Source: RefSeq, a predicted model, not a curated record